AUGCAUGAGCCUGCUGUUGGUCCCUUGUCUGCCAUUUGCUAUCCCAUUCUCGCUGUUGUCGGCACUGCUGCGAACUUGGUGGCGAUUAUAAUCCUAUGCCGAGGACAGUGUGGACUUUCUCGAUGUAUCACCUGCUACUUAGUGGCGAUAGCAGUGUCAGAUUUCUUUGUCAUCAUCUUUGCAGUUAUCCUCAACCGGAUCAUUCGCCUCUACUUUACGUAUAGUCUGCUUUCUACCACUCCUGGAUGUAGAUUCAGCACUGUGCUAGUCUAUGUUACGCAGGAUUGUUCAGUUUGGCUGACUUUGGCCUUCACCAUCGACCGCUUUGUCGCUAUUUGCUGUCAGAGUCUGAAGCUCAGAUACUGCACUGAGAAAUCUGCAUCCAUGGUCAUAGGAAUACUCUGUGCUUUGAGCUGCAUUAAAAACAUUCCUUUCUAUUUCAUCUACCAACCAUUGUACGUGGUGGAUGGGGUUCCCUGGUUCUGCGACAUCAAAUCAACUUUCUACACCUUACCCAUCUGGCAGGCCUACGACUGGCUGGACCACGUCUUAACCCCAGUUCUUCCAUUCGUCCUCAUUUUGCUGCUCAAUGCCCUGACCGUAAGAUACAUUCUCAUGGCUAUCCGAGCUCGUAAGAGACUCUUGAGCAUGGAGAAUGGUACUGACCCAGAGAUGGUCAAACGUAGAAAGUCUAUUGUUCUUCUCUUCACAAUCUCUCUCAGCUUCCUCUGCCUGUGGGUCAUGCAUGUUGGACGUUUCCUCUAUGUCAGAGUGACAGGAAAGGGUUACUUCACUGGUCUGGAGGUCAAUGACUUGCAGUCUAUCUUUCAAGAGACGACCAACAUGUUCCAGUUACUUAGUUCUUGCAACAAUGUCUUCAUAUACGCAGUGUCCCAGCACAAGUUCAGAAAGGAACUGCACAAAGUGCUGACUUCUCCCUUCAAAAUUAUAAUUGGUUUCAUUAAACAGUGA
This is a messenger RNA of Chiloscyllium plagiosum (whitespotted bambooshark), 972 nucleotides long. NCBI's taxonomy places the organism in Eukaryota, Metazoa, Chordata, Chondrichthyes, Orectolobiformes, Hemiscylliidae. The record is from RefSeq and is a predicted model, not a curated record.